Drosophila albomicans is the source of this 1757-nucleotide messenger RNA. RefSeq lists its product as uncharacterized. The coding region runs from base 137 to 1678 and encodes 513 amino acids. The transcript has 2 exons. NCBI's taxonomy places the organism in Eukaryota, Metazoa, Arthropoda, Insecta, Diptera, Drosophilidae. The record is from RefSeq and is a predicted model, not a curated record. Gene Ontology annotation, molecular function: zinc ion binding; nucleic acid binding.
UACGCUGUUCAGUCUUGAUGAAGCAGUGAAAUAAAUCGGACGUUUGAACUGCAUCGAGAUUGUUUUAUUGUGUGCGCGGGACUACCACAAUUUUCAGAAGUGGGAUCGACAAAUCAAAAAAAAAAAAAAAAAAAAAAUGAACACGCCUACAUUCGAGAAGUACACCACGGCACAACUGAAGAAGUGGCUGACGGCGCUGGGUUUGCCCACGACAGGCAGUAAGGCAGAGUUGAUAUCGCGAUUGCUCGAUGCCUCGCCGGAGAUGUUUGAGGAGAUGCAAUCGGGAAGCGACGAUUUUUUAAGCGUUGCAAGUGUUCUGCCUGGCCAGGAAAGUAGAUCGUCCAACAACAAUGAGCGCUAUGAGCAGAAUCAAAAUGAUCGCGAAGGUUCUAGCCCAGGAGAGAGUGUCCACCAGGAAUUGCUAGACACGAUUCAGAAGCUACAGGAAGAAUUACGAUUGAGCAAAGAGGAAUUGCAAAAUGCUCAGAAUAACACAGUUGCGCAUCAAUUGUCUAUAAGUACAACAGAAAUAGACAACAACAACGGCGCCACACAGUUUGUGCGCACAGCUGCACAGCAGUCGGCGCCAGUAGUCGCGAAUCUCAGCGACGGCAACAACAAGAACAACGGUAACGGGAUCGACACAUACAACAACGGCGCCACACAGUUUGUGCGCGCAGCUGCACAGCAGUCGGCGCCAGUAGUCGCGAAUUUCGGCGACGGCAACAACAAGAACAACGGUAACGGGAUCGAAACAUACAACAACGACGCCACACACGUGCUCGAUUUGUGCACAGCUGCGCAACGGUCGGCGUCAGAAAUCGCAAAGUUAGGCGACAACAACGACAACAACAAAAACAGCGAUUCUGUAUAUCAAGCUAUGGGCAACACUAAAAACGUAACGGGCAGUGCUAGAGAAGAAAAAAAUGAGCUAAACGAAAUAAGAAGUGGAUCAGCUGUCUCGCUCGCACUCGCAAAGGAGGUUACGCUGGAGUUCGAAGGGAAGUCAUGUGCGCGCAUUUGGGUAAGCCAACUCAAAAGCGUUGCAGCCAUGUGCAAGCUUGAUGAGGAGUCGCUUCGUAUGCUAUUAGCCAUAAAAUUAAAAGGAAAUGCUCAGCACUGGCUCCAUGCAAACCCGACUCGCUUGCGUGAGCCUUUCCAAACACUGUGCGACCAAUUGAUAUUAGCAUUCGGCACUGGAGCUUCGAAGGCGGAGCUACGACGAAAGUUUGAGCAGCGUAAAUGGCAACAAAAUGAGCGUUUUACAGUGUAUUUCGAGGAAAAGAUCGUUUUAGCGCAAUCGAUCAAAUUGGACAACGAUGAGCUCUUGGAACAGAUCAUCGAAGGAAUACCGUCGCUGAACUUACGUAACCAAGCGCGUAUUCAGAGAUUCGGAGAUCCAGAACAAAUGUUACAAGCCUUUGCGCACAUAUGUCUUCCGAAGUACGAUGGAAUGGGAGGCACCAAGACGACGGAGGAGGAUAACAACAGGCGAUGCCACAACUGUAAUUCCAGAGGUCAUCUUGCCAAGGAGUGCCGCAAGCCGAAGAGGGAGCCGGGAUCAUGCUAUGCGUGCGGAGAGAUGGGUCAUUUCAUAGCGGAAUGCAAGAAGAAGAAGAAGGGUGUUGGUGUACUCAACGUAAACACCGGGCUCAACAACAAUUAUAAUGCCUCAUAGACUCAGGAAGCCCUAUUUCAUUUCUGAAGAAAUCAUCAUUUCCAUUGAAUAUACCACUGGAUAAACCGGUCAAUAAUCU